Molecule: messenger RNA, 924 nt
Organism: Olea europaea var. sylvestris
Lineage: Eukaryota; Viridiplantae; Streptophyta; Magnoliopsida; Lamiales; Oleaceae
Exons: 3
Coding region: 1-924 (307 amino acids)
Source: RefSeq, a predicted model, not a curated record
AUGCAAGAAUCUGAUGCAAAGGAUGAGACAUUGAUUGGAGAUGAACUGAAGCCAUCAACAUCAAAGGCUCCAACACUGGUCAAGGCCUAUGUGGCUCCUAUUCCCUUCUCACAAAGGCUUCAUAAACAGAAAUUGGAUUCUCAGUUUGGAAAUUUUUUGGAGGUCUUCGAGAAACUAUACAUAAACAUUCCAUUUGCUGAUGCAUUAGCUCAAAUGCCGACUAGACUGAAAAUCAAAGAUCCAGGGAGUUUUACUAUUCCAUGCAGUAUUGGUGAUUUAAAUUUUAGUAAAGCUUUAUGUGAUUUUGGUGCUAGUAUUAAUUUGAUGCCUCUGUCUAUUUUCAAGAAGCUGGGAUUGGGAGAAGCCAAGGCCACCACCAUGUCAUUGCAAUUGGCUGAUCGAUCAAUAAAAUAUUCUCGGGGUUUCAUUGAGGAUGUAUUAGUCAAGGUGGACAAAUUCAUAUUUCCAGCCUAUUUCAUAAUUCUUGACAUGGAAGAGGAUCAUGCCAUCUUUAUCAUUUUAGGAUGGCCAUUUCUUACCACCGACCGAGCUUUGAUUGAUGUACAAGAGGGGCAGCUCAUUCUAAGAGUCCAAGAUGAACAAGUUACAUUCAAUAUCUUGAAGAGGCUUUCUAAGGAUCCUCUGGAAACAUGUCUUGAAUGUCCUUUGGCUAUCAAAGAGAAAGAUUUUGAAGUUGGGCAUAUGGUACACUAUUUGGAAGCUACACAUUCCCAGUCUUACAAGAGGGCACCAAAUUAUGAGGACUUGGAAAAGAGCUCUUCACUACCACUGCCAUCUCUUCAGCAAGCACCUAUACUUUAUUUGAAGCCUCUUCCUUCUCAUUUGAGGUAUGCUUAUUCAGGAGAGUCAUCUAUGCUUCUGGGUAUCAUUGCUAAUUUCUUAAGUGAAUUGGAGGAAGAGUAG